Molecule: messenger RNA, 678 nt
Organism: Plenodomus lingam JN3
Lineage: Eukaryota; Fungi; Ascomycota; Dothideomycetes; Pleosporales; Leptosphaeriaceae
Biological process (GO): protein import into mitochondrial matrix
Cellular component (GO): mitochondrial inner membrane; TIM23 mitochondrial import inner membrane translocase complex
Molecular function (GO): transmembrane protein transporter activity
Source: RefSeq, a predicted model, not a curated record
AUGACCAUCUGGGACAGCCUCACGGGACGAAAGUCCGCUCCCGCACCCUCACAAUCGCCACAGACGCAAAACAACGACUUCGUAAAAGAAGACAGCUUUCAAGCCAUCCCCUUCGACCCAAGCACCAUCCAGAAUCCCCUCCAAGUAACCUAUGACCCUGUGCAAUUACACCCCCUCGCCGGCCUCACCCAAGACACACUUGAAUAUCUGUCUCUCGAGGAUUCCGUCCUUUCCGACAACCAAUCUGCGCUCCCGUCCCGCGGCUGGUCAGACGACUUGUGUUAUGGAACUGGUGUCAGCUACCUCACCGCAUUGUCGAUAGGAGGAGCAUGGGGGUUAGCAGAGGGACUGAAGAAGAACCCGCCGAGCAUGCCACCGCGGUUGCGACUGAACGGUGUUCUCAAUGCGAUUACACGGCGAGGUCCCUUUUUGGGAAACAGCGCGGGUGUGAUUGCAAUGGUCUACAAUGGGAUAAACAGCACAAUUGGCUACUACCGAGGCAAGCACGACAUGACCAACAGUGUGGUCGCGGGCGCCCUCAGCGGCGCGAUAUUCAAAAGUACGCGGGGCACAAGGCAAAUGGCGAUUAGUUCUGGCAUUUGCGCCGCUGUGGCAGGAAGUUGGGCAAUUACGAGAAAGGUCUUCUUCGAACCCGCAUCUGACCAUUCCCACUCAUAA